This is a messenger RNA of Centrocercus urophasianus (Greater sage-grouse), 2852 nucleotides long. It is a transcript of the gene PLXDC2, whose product is annotated as plexin domain containing 2. The transcript has 14 exons. The record is from RefSeq and is a predicted model, not a curated record. Bases 384 to 1973 code for a protein of 529 amino acids. Lineage: Eukaryota; Metazoa; Chordata; Aves; Galliformes; Phasianidae.
GCACCCAAGCCUCACCCUGCGGGGGAAGGGAGUUGGGUGGGGGCAAGCCAGGAAGGGAGGAUCUCCGCGGCUCUCCUAAAAUCAAUCAGCAGGCUGCAAGGAGGAAGAGUUUGGCACUUCGCAGGCGAGACUGGGCUUGUUUUCCCCAGCGGGGAUGCCGCUGAACUGAGAGCGGCCGCGCAAGUUGGGGGGACGGAGCCCUUCCCAUCCGCCGCUCCCCAACCCCUUUCCAGCCCCCGCCACCCCUCAAUGAGAGCUCCUGCGAGGGGAGGGCGACUCGGUGCCUGCUAGGGCUGCUUCCCUCCGCCUGCCGGACUUCCACCCUCCGACGAGGAGCGGCGCGCACCCCGCACCCCGGAGAGUUGUCUCGGCAGCUCCGUGCUAUGGCGAGGCUGCGGAGAAGCAAACUAGCCGCUGGAUUUCUAUUACUUUUCCAGUUCCUGUGCGAACGCUACCAGCUCGCCGGCGGAGAGACGCCGAGUCAGAGCCACGGUGUGCUUUAUCAAGUUGUUCAGAGCUUCCCUGGCGUGGAGAAAAACGUGCAAGUGGAUGCAUAUGUAAAUAGCCACAGGUGGAGAAGGCACUCAGAGUCUCUUAAAUCAGUCAGCACUAACAGAGCCAGUAUGGGGCAGGAUUCUUCUGAGCCAGGUGGUUUUACAGAUCUGCUGCUAGAAGAGGGACAUGAGAAUGCCACUCAGAUCGAGGAGGAUACAGAUCAUAAUUAUUAUACUUCAAGGACAUAUGGCCCAUAUGAUUCUACCAGCCGGGAUUUGUGGGUCAAUAUAGACCAAAUGGAGAAAGACAAAGUAAAGAUUCACGGGAUCCUCUCCAAUACCCAUCGACAAGCAGCAAGAGUGAAUCUGUCCUUUGAUUUUCCAUUUUAUGGCCAUUUUCUACGUGAGAUUACAGUGGCAACUGGGGGUUUCAUAUAUACUGGAGAAGUUGUGCAUCGAAUGCUAACAGCUACACAAUAUAUUGCACCCUUAAUGGCAAAUUUUGAUCCCAGUGUAUCAAGAAAUUCAACAGUCAGAUACUUUGAUAAUGGCACAGCACUAGUUGUCCAGUGGGACCAUGUUCAUCUGCAGGAUAAUUACAACCUGGGCAGUUUCACUUUUCAGGCCACCCUUCUCAAUGAUGGGCGUAUCAUUUUCGGCUACAAAGAAAUUCCUGUUGCUGUGUCACAGAUAAGCUCAACCAACCACCCAGUGAAAGUUGGACUAUCAGAUGCGUUUGUGGUCGUGCACAGAAUCCAACAAAUUCCCAAUGUCCGCAGAAGAACAAUUUACGAAUACCACAGGGUGGAGCUUCAGAUGUCAAAGAUUACAAAUCUGUCAGCUGUUGAAAUGAUACCUCUUCCAACUUGUCUCCAGUUUAACAGCUGUGGUCCCUGUGUCACUGCCCAGAUUGGUUUCAACUGCAGCUGGUGCAGCAAACUCCAAAGGUGCUCCAGCGGAUUUGACCGUCACCGGCAAGACUGGGUAGACAGUGGCUGCCCUGAAGAGUCAAAAGAUAAGGUUUGUGAUAAGGAUAUAGACACAACUGAAGCACCGCUGUACUCUACAACCACUCUUAAACUGACCACCACAAAGUUCCGAGUUUUGACAACCACCAGAGGAUUCACCAGCUCCCAACUGCCAACCAGCCUACCCACAGAAGAUGAUACCAAGAUUGCGCUGCACCUAAAAGAUAAUGGAGCUUCCACAGAUGACAGCGCUGCAGAGAAAAAAGGUGGAACACUUCAUGCUGGUUUAAUCAUCGGCAUUUUAGUCCUGGUCCUCAUUGUGGCUGCAGCCAUCCUCGUGACUGUCUAUAUGUACCAACAUCCAACAUCAGCAGCCAGUCUCUUCUUCAUAGAGCGGCGUCCGAGCAGAUGGCCAGCAAUGAAAUUCAGAAGAGGAUCUGGACAUCCUGCAUAUGCUGAAGUGGAACCAGUCGGAGAAAAAGAAGGCUUCAUUGUAUCAGAGCAGUGCUAAAAUUUUUAAGACAGAACACCAGUACUGGUCUACAGGUGUAAGACAUUUACUUUGCAUCUCUAUAAAGAAAAGGAGCCCUAAGCUGCUGAUAGUAAGAAGAUUUUGGAUAAGCUUUGUUCAGGAAGAAAAACUAUCUAAGAUACCAGAUUACCAUUGCACAGUAGCCUUUGUUAGUGGACUGAGACACAGUGGUUCAUGCAGAACACUUGUCAGUGGACACUUAUGGUAUCAGAACUAUGGCACAAGUGCCACAUUAUUGGCUUUAGUAUGGUGGUGCACAGUAAUCAAAAAUAUAAUAAAGCUUUGGUGCACAAGGGGAUUACCCUGUCGUUCAAGUGUUCUUCUCUGGUAUGUCAAAGACUGAGUGACAAAUCUGUACACUUUCAGUGCAAAGAACACUGAUCAGUGUUUACAGGUGAUUGAGAAAAUUAUCUCAGUGCAAGUGAAAAAGAAAAAUAAAAGAAUUUUCCAAUAUUUCUACAAACAGAUGUGGAAGUACACUCACUUUUCAAUGCUAAAAUAGCCUACCCACCUGAGUAAGUAAACCACAAUAUAUAUGCUUUCCAGGAGUAGUACAAUGUUUCUUGUACGUUGCUCAUCAAUAUCCUUUCAAACAAUUCAUGAUAUACAAACUGAUAAGAAAUGAAGGCAACAGAGAAUUUUACAGUGGUGAAAUUGUUAUUUCAUGGGAGUUCACAAUGAAAUUGGGCUGAUUUUCAGUUUCAAUGUUCAUUAAAAAUUAAUUACCAGGUUCUUUUCAAGAGAAAUCUUUCAUUUCUGAGUGGUAGACUAAAGUCAAGGCAAUAGAUCUUUUUUAUCCGACAGAAAUGUUAUAGACCAUUUCUUAGACAGCAUAAUAAAAAAAAAAAAAAAAAAAAA